GGGGGUAGGGUGGGGUAAGGGGAUUGAUCUGGUCACUCACUUCCACUGUUCUUCUUUCAGAUACAAUUUUGAGCAAAGAUGCAUAUGCAGAAGUUUAAUAAAUUCCAUUCAGCUCGAAUUUCACUUUGCUUCAGUGUGAAUUCUGCGUGAAAACUGAGGAAUCCGAUGGUCAUUUUUCGAUAGGUGCUUGAUAAUUUGUUAUCAAAUUCUUUGAUUUUUUGUUGGUGUUUGUUAUGCUGAUUCUAUUCUUUGUUGCACAUAUAUUGCUGCUAUAUAUACAUAUCAUCAUCAUAUAGGACAUACAGUUAUAUACACAAAUAGAGAAGAUUUUCAAGCGUUAUUCUUUAAUUUGUUUUGACAUCGGAUUCCCAUUUUGUUUCUGGUUUCUUGAUUUAUUGAAAUUUCGUUCACUCACAUAGAGGCAUAUUCUACAGCAAUUUCAUAUCAAUUUAUAUAAAAUAUUUAUAUAUUGCAUAACUUGGGAAGUAAAGAAAACAUAUACACACACUGAGAGAGAAGAAAGUAGAAGGACUGGGAGACUUGGGGUUAUAGAAAAGAAAGGAAAAAAUUGGUGAGGGUCUAAAUAAUGUUGGCUGGGUGUUCUUCUACAUUGUUGUCGCCAAGGCAUAGAUUGAGAAGUGAAACAUCUGGACAGUUUCAAGUUUGCCAUCUCCCUUCAAUGAGCACCCAAAGAUUGGAUUUGCCAUGUAGUUUUGGUCGAAAAGAUGCCCCGAGGUCAUCUCAAUCGGUUAGGCCAGUAGGCCUCUCCAUUGAGAAGCCUAUUGAAGCAAAGACGACUAAUUGUUCUCUUAGGCAGAAUAUCAAACUCCCACCUUCGUCAACCACAGAGGGUAGGAGAGAAAGCAAUGAUGAAUUUUGGGAGAAGAGUAAAAGGAAGAGGUAUGCAGAGGAAGGGUCUUAUGAUGAGCAGUUUGGGAUGAAUAGAGUAAAGAGGAAAAGGGGUAGUAGUGGAAAAUCUGAGGAUUGUGAAGAAGAAGGUGGAAACUUGAGUUUAGGCCAUUUGGGUGGGGGGAAUUUAUGGUUUCACCCUGGCUUUGAUGUGCAGCGGUCUGUUCCACUUGCAGGGCUUAAUCCACCUCAAGUGCCUUUCUCUCUUUCAUGUUCCGGAGAGGAAGAAAGAGUGUGCUUUGUGCCAAGCAACGUGAUAGCUCCGCAAUUACCACCUUUGUCAAAUAGCCCGUGGUUGGAACCUAUUGGGAACAAGAUAACGUACUUAGGUGACAAGAACGCAGAAACAAGCCAGGGUCCCGCACAAGAGGGCUCACGAUCUUCGAGUACUUCAUCAGAGAGUGGUCGCUUGGUUCUUAGGCUGAAUGAGAAUCCUGGGGAGCAUGAAACAGGAAAUGGUUCGAGGCCACCUAAUCCAAGGGACAGGGUUGAGAUUGUAGCAGGGCAGAACGGUGAAAACAACCACAGGGAACGUGACGAUAUUGAGCUUGUCAACUUCCUUGUGGCUUGUGUUGAAGCAAUUCGUUUAAAGAACAUUGCCAAUAUCAACCAUUUUAUAGCUAGACUUGGAGAACUUGCUUCACCGAGGGGCUCCCCUAUUCGUCGCCUCGCGGCGUACUUCACUGAGGCGUUAGCUCUGCGAGCUGCAAGGUUAUGGCCUCAUAUCUUUCACGUUACCAUUCCUCGGGAGUUUGAUCAGGUGGAUGAUACGAGUGGCACUGCGUUAAGGAUUUUAAAUGAGGUAAGCCCAUUUCCAAAGUUCAUACAUUUCACCUCAAAUGAAAUUUUACUGAGGGCUUUUGAAGGAAAAGACCACGUUCACAUCAUAGAUUUUGACAUAAAACAAGGGCUGCAGUGGCCUAGUCUGUUUCAGAGCUUGGCUUCUAAGACUAAUCCUCCUAGCCAUGUAAGAAUUACCGGUGUUGGUGAAUCAAAACAGGAGUUGAUUGAAACGGGCAAUAGACUUGCCGGAUUUGCUGCGGCAUUGAAUCUAGCUUUCGAAUUCCACCCCGUAGUUGACAGGUUGGAAGAUGUGAGGUUGUGGAUGCUUCAUGUUAAGGAGAGUGAAACUGUGGCUGUCAAUUGUGUAUUUCAGAUACACAAGUUGCUCUAUGAUAGUACCGGAAGAACAUUGAGAGACUUUUUAGGUCUAAUUCGAAGUACGAACCCCUUAGUGGUUGUCAUGUCAGAGCAAGAAGCGGAGCACAACGAGACAUUGUUGGAAAGAAGGUUUUCGAAUUCUUUGAAGUUCUAUUCAGCUAUUUUCGACUCGUUAGAUUCAAUCCUUCCGGCAGAUAGUCCACUCAGGAUCAAGAUAGAAGAAAUGUUUGCUCGUGAAAUCAGGAAUAUCAUUGCUUGUGAAGGACGGGACAGGGUUGAAAGACAUGAAAAAUUCGGGAAGUGGCGACAGUUGAUGGAGCAAGGGGGUUUCCAGUGCUCGGGAAUUAACGAGAGGGAAUUGCUUCAGGGACAAAUGCUGCUGAAAAUGUAUUCUUGUGAUAACUAUAAGGUGGAGAAGCAGGGACAAGAUGGAAAUGCACUUACACUGAGUUGGUUGGAUCAGCCUCUUUACACAGUCUCAGCAUGGGCACCGGCCGAUAUUGCAGGCAGUUCAUCCUCUUAUUCUCAGCCAACUUGAAUCAGCCACAUCUCAAACGCAUACAAUAUACAGAAAGGAGUAUCAAUUCUUUGUAGGUAGAGAAAUUUGUCAUCAUUUAUUCAUUCUUUACUGCAAAUAAACUUCGUUGUCAGGUAGGAGAAGAACCAUUUUCAUGAACAGAUAUGUCAGUAUACGUGUUUCUUUUAGCUUCUGUUAUCAGGGCGAUUUCCAGAUUUUUACAUUAACGUUCAUUCUUUAAUUCUUUCUGUAAGCUGGAAUUCUUUCUUUUCUGUCAUCUAGCCGUGUAUUCUUGUCGUGUCAAGAUUUCUAUUAUUGAGUCCAUGUCAAUGUAUCAGGAAUGUUGUUAUAAACGAAUUGAUUUUUCUUGGUUUUA
Molecule: messenger RNA, 2963 nt
Organism: Olea europaea var. sylvestris
Lineage: Eukaryota; Viridiplantae; Streptophyta; Magnoliopsida; Lamiales; Oleaceae
Product: scarecrow-like protein 28
Exons: 1
Coding region: 587-2608 (673 amino acids)
Biological process (GO): regulation of DNA-templated transcription
Cellular component (GO): nucleus
Molecular function (GO): DNA-binding transcription factor activity; sequence-specific DNA binding
Source: RefSeq, a predicted model, not a curated record